AUGCUCAAACUUGAUUAACAAUCAUAAGUUACAUCUCAACAUACCCCUUAAUAACCAUAUAAUCAAGAAUUAGAAUAACAUCAUGAAUCAACAAUGUAUAUGUCUUUAAGUAAAUUUUAAUUCAUUUUUAGAUUAUCAUAAGACUCAUUAAUAAACAUAUUCUUAAGCAAAUUAGUUUAGUUAACAUUCAAAAUUAUUUGAUUUAAGAAAAAAGUACCUUAAAAAUAGAGAGGAUACUUAAAGAAGAUCAGUUUCUCAUCAUAGUAGAAUACCUCCUAAUCGAUCUCCUCCAAAGACUCAACAGACUAAAAAAUAGUAUUCACCAAAACAAGAAAAUUUUCCAGUUUAACAUAAAAAGAAGACUGUUCCAGUUUCUAAAAAUUUAGGUAGCAAUUUGAGAAAUAUUCUUAAAACUAAUUUUGCUCAAUAACCUAUUUAUGAGGAAAAUCCUUAAAAUGAAAAUAUUAGAAAAGAGUAUUCUUAGAUUGUUUAAAUUCCUAAUGAAUAUUAAUCAAUUGAUAGUUAUACAUUUAUAAAAACACUUGGAAUUGGAGCAACUGCUGAAGUAAAGAUGGCUAGACAUAAAGAUUUAGAGAUUGAUGUUGCAAUUAAAAUAUAUGAUAAAAAGAAAAUGAAUAAUAUGCAUUUAAAAAAUCUAGAAAGAGAAGUUGAAAUCUUAAAUUAACUUAAACAUCCAAACAUAAUCAAUUUAUAUCAUAUGUAUGAAAAUGAUAAGUCAAUAUAUUUAAUUAUGGAAUAUUCAUCUCCAACAAAUUUAGAAAUUUUUAUGAAAGGAAGACCAUUUAAAAGAAUAAAUGAAGAUGAAGCUAAAAUUAUAUUUCGACAAAUUACAGAUGCAAUUUAUUAUAUGCAUUAAUAAGAUAUAUGUCAUAGAGAUCUAAAAUUUGAAAAUCUUUUAAUAGAUUAUAAUACAAGAAAGAUUAAAUUAAUUGAUUUUGGAUAUUCUAUUAAAAUUAAUGGAAAAUAAACUUGUUCAUGUGGUACUCCAUAAUAUAUGGCUCCUGAAUUAGUUAAAAAAGGAUCUUAUGAUCAAUCUGUAGAUAUUUGGGCCUGUGGUAUAAUCCUUUUUAAAAUGGUAACAGGUGUAUUCCCUUUUAGAGGUAAUUCAGAAAAGGAUUUAAAUAAAAAAAUUUGUUUAGGCAAAAUUGAAUAUCCUUCAUUUGUUUCAUAUUAAGUCAAAUAAUUAAUAUCAGGGAUGUUAAAAGUAGAUUAAAAAGAAAGAUUAACAAUUCUAGAAGUAUAAUAAAGUUAAUGGUUAUAAUGA
Paramecium primaurelia is the source of this 1285-nucleotide messenger RNA. NCBI's taxonomy places the organism in Eukaryota, Ciliophora, Oligohymenophorea, Peniculida, Parameciidae. The record is from the annotation of a GenBank genome assembly.